Messenger RNA from Lasiosphaeria miniovina, 1396 nucleotides. RefSeq names its product 50S ribosomal protein L30e-like protein. Gene Ontology annotation, biological process: ribosome biogenesis. Lineage: Eukaryota; Fungi; Ascomycota; Sordariomycetes; Sordariales; Lasiosphaeriaceae. The record is from RefSeq and is a predicted model, not a curated record. The transcript is spliced from 3 exons. Bases 363 to 1250 code for a protein of 295 amino acids. Gene Ontology annotation, cellular component: ribonucleoprotein complex.
CUAUUCGCCUAGGACAAUAGUAACGACGCGAUAAGGACAAUCAAUUGAAGAAAACUGAAAACGGAACGGCCUUACAAUUGGCCUACAAAAUUUCGCGGGAACCUCUCGACUGAAAAUCUGCAGGUGGACUCGGUAAAGUUAAGGUGGGAAGGUCCAGCACACUCGGCACAAAAUCGAAUUCCUUGCACAAUCUCACGCGACGAGACGGGGCCCUUACCACGGACAGCACAUUUUUUGACAGGCAUCUUUCCUUCCGAGAAAAAAAAAUUUCCGAGUUACUUCCUUCCCUCCUCCGCCGACUUGCUCCUGCUAUCACUACAGAACCCGCUCCAACCCGACCACCCGCCCUCCGAAAGAUAAAAAUGGGGUCCAGAGACAAGGCUGUGGGCGUUGUCGACGACAAGAAGCUAAAGAAGGACAAGAAGCACAAGGACAGGUCGGAAAGGUCGGACAGGGUCGACAAGGAGAAGAAGCGCAGCGAGUCCGACGGCAUCCGAAAGGAGAAGAAGGACAAGAAGAAAGAUAAGGCCAAGCAGGACAAGCUUGCGCGCGCGCUCGAUGCCCACCUUCAAGCCGACGCCGCCGCAUCUGCGGGCGUGGACGAGGAGGACGACGAUGAUAUAGAGGAUGACGUCGCGUCGCAAACCGACGCCGCUCCCACCACAAAUCCCGAAGACGCCGUAACCGUGACGGAGGAGCUGGUGCCGUUUGCGCUGCCGCUCGCCGAUGAGAAGGCACACAAGAAGAUUCUCAAGACGAUCAAGAAGGGCGCCAAGCUCAAGGCGAUCCACCGCGGCGUCAAGGAGUGCGAGAAGGCCAUCAAGAAGUGCCCGUCGCGGAAGGCGUCGAACAAGACGUCAGCAUCCACGGCCGGGGGGGUCGUGAUCAUCGCCGCAGACAUCUCGCCGAUGGAGGUCAUCAUGCACUUCCCGAUCCUGUGCGAGGAGCACGGCGUGCCGUAUCUGUUCGUCAAUUCACGGUCGGACCUCGGCCAGGCAGCGUGCACAAAGCGCGCCACCAGCGUCGUCAUGCUCAAGCCCGAGGGCAAGAAGGCUGCCGCCGGCGGCAAGAAGAGCGGCGACGACGCCGACAUGGCCGACGGAGACGACAAGAAGACCAGUGCGGCCGAGUAUUCCGAGGCCUUCAAGGAGCUCGCCAAGCUCGCCCAGAAGCAGUGGCACGCGCAGGUCGAGCCGUGGGUCAAGGACAUUCACCCGCUACAGGUUGCGGAGCGGACCAAGUCGACUUGAUUUUGUUUCACCCAACCAGUUGAGAAAAAAGCGAUAAAAGAAAAAAUAAAAUAAAGGAAUACCCUUCCUCGGACCAACCUCAAAAAUACCCCUCCGAACAUCAAAAACGAAAACUCUCCGAAUUUGUAAAACGCACAUUCCCCUGG